GGAAUUCUCUCUUAAAACUUUGCACUAUUUGGAGGCCAGAAGUCCAAAACUUAACAAACAACUUAUUUGCAGUUCCGUGCUCUCUCAUAUACUUCGUAUAAGCUGAAUGAUCUUUCUUGAUGCAGCUUCAUCAAGUACAACGACUUUGAGCUACCAAGGUUUCAUUCCUCCGAGCGGCACACACCAUAAGUUAGGGUUUUUGCUCGUUGAAUUUUUCCACUCAAUUUAAAGUUGUCUGUUGCAAGGUCGGGGGUCGAAUGGCGUGUCUAUACAUUCCAGUGCAGAACUCGGAGGAGGAGGUCCGAGUUGCUCUGGACCAGCUUCCUAGAGACGCUUCAGAUAUACUCGACAUUCUUAAAGCCGAACAAGCUCCUCUUGAUCUCUGGCUAAUUAUCGCUAGGGAAUAUUUCAAACAAGGCAAAGUUGAACAAUUCCGGCAAAUACUGGAAGAGGGAUCUAGCCCAGAAAUUGACGAAUAUUAUGCAGAUGUGAGGUAUGAUAGAAUUGCAAUUUUAAAUGCACUGGGGGCAUAUUAUAGCUAUCUUGGAAAGAUUGAGACAAAACAGAGAGAAAAGGAGGAUCACUUUAUAAUGGCAACUCAGUACUAUAAUAGAGCAUCAAGAAUUGACAUGCACGAGCCUUCUACUUGGGUUGGGAAAGGUCAGCUUUUACUGGCCAAAGGGGAUAUAGAACAGGCAUUUUCUGCCUUCAAGAUUGUAUUGGAUGGAGAUCGAGACAAUGUUCCUGCCCUCCUAGGUCAGGCAUGUGUUCAAUUUAGUCGGGGACGGUUUCCAGAUUCAUUGGAAUUGUACAAGCGGGCUCUGCAAGUGUAUCCUCAAUGUCCUGCUGCGGUAAGACUUGGAAUUGGUCUUUGCCGAUAUAAGUUGGGUCAAGUUAUGAAGUCAAAGCAAGCAUUUCAGCGUGUUUUGGAGUUGGAUCCAGAAAAUGUGGAAGCUCUUGUGGCACUUGCUAUUCUGGAUUUGCAAACCAAUGAAGCUGGUGACAUUAAGAGUGGAAUGGAAAAGAUGCAAAGAGCUUUUGAAAUAUAUCCUUAUUGUGCGAUGUCACUGAAUUACUUAGCCAAUCAUUUUUUCUUCACCGGCCAACAUUUUCUUGUUGAGCAACUUACUGAAACUGCACUUUCUGUUACCAAUCAUGGGCCAACUAAGUCACAUUCUUACUACAAUUUGGCACGCUCAUACCAUAGCAAGGGAGACUAUGAAAAAGCUGGAAUGUACUAUAUGGCAUCAGUAAAAGAAAUUAAUAAGCCACAUGAAUUUGUCUUGCCCUAUUAUGGGCUAGGACAAGUUCAACUGAAAUUGGGAGAUCUUAGGAGUUCGCUGUCAAAUUUUGAAAAGGUAUUGGAGGUGUGUCCAGAGAACUGUGAGACACUUAAAUCUCUUUCUCACAUUUAUGUGCAACUUGGGCAACCGGAAAAGGGUUUGGAGUAUUUGAGGAAAGCCACCAAAAUUGAUCCCCGUGAUCCUCAGGCAUUUUUGGAUCUUGGUGAACUUUUAAUUUCAACGGAUGCAAGUGCUGCAUUAGAUGCCUUUAGAACGGCGCGUAAUCUACUGAAAAGGGCAAAUGAGGAAGUACCUAUUGAGCUGCUCAAUGACAUUGGUGUCCUUCAUUUCGAAAGAGGAGAAUUUGAGCUUGCAGGACAAUGUUUCAAGGAUGCUCUAGGUGAUGGCAUAUGGUGUAAGUUUUUGGGGGCUAAACUGCAGUCCGAUGCUUAUGUGGACACUUCAAAUUGUGAAGGACUUCAGCACUCCAAUGGUGAAGUAUCAUGUGACCUUAUCAAAAGCGUGCAAUAUCCAGUGGAUGCCAGUGCAUCCAUGCGUCAAUACAAAGACAUCCAAUUUUUUUGCAGACUUGAGGAACAGGGCAUUGCGGUAGAACUUCCAUGGAAUAAAGUUUCUGUGCUGUUUAACAAUGCAAGAUUGCUGGAACAGUUAUAUGACACAGAAACAGCCAGUAUCUUUUACCGACUAAUCUUGUUUAAGUAUCCAGACUAUGUAGAUGCCUAUCUGAGACUUGCGGCAAUAGCCAAAGCGCGAAAUAAUGUUCAGCUGAGCAUUGAGCUGAUUGGUGAUGCUCUCAAAGUGGACGAUAAGUGCCCAAAUGCAUUAUUAAUGCUCGGUGAUCUAGAAAUUAAAAAUGACGAUUGGGUCAAGGCAAAGGAAACAUUUCGAGUGGCUAAGGAUGCGACCGGUGGUCGUGAAUCUUAUGCUACUAUUUGUCUGGGAAAUUGGAACUACUUUGCUGCAAUUCGCAAUGAGAAAAGAGCUCCCAAAUUGGAAGCUACGCAUCUGGAGAAGGCUAAGGAGCUCUAUACCAAAGUUCUCUUUCAGCAGAACUCUAGUCUAUAUGCAGCAAAUGGUGCUGGUGUUAUUUUGGCAGAAAAAGGUCAAUUUGAUAUAUCAAAAGAUCUGUUCACCCAGGUUCAAGAAGCAGCAAGUGGAAAUGUUUUUGUGCAGAUGCCAGAUGUAUGGAUAAAUCUUGCACAUGUUCACUUUGCUCAAGGCAAUUUUGCACUUGCAGUGAAAAUGUAUCAAAAUUGCUUGAGGAAAUUUUAUGACAAUACCGACAGUCAGGUGCUUCUCUAUUUAGCAAGAACACAUUAUGAAGCUGAGCAGUGGCAGGACUGCAAAAAGUCUCUAUUAAGAGCCAUUCACUUAUCACCUUCAAAUUACACUUUAAGAUUUGAUGCUGGUGUAGCACUGCAAAAGUUCUCAGCUUCAACCUUACAGAAGACAAAGAGGACUGUAGAUGAGGUGAGGUCAACUGUUGCAGAGCUUAAAAAUGCAGUUCGGUUAUUCAGCAUGUUAUCUACUGCUUCAAAUCUUCACCUGCAUGGGUUUGAUGAGAAAAAGAUUGAUACACAUGUUGAGUAUUGCAAGCACUUGCUUGAUGCGGCAAAAGUCCAUUGUGAGGCAGCAGAGCUAGAAGAUCUAGCAAUUAAGGAAAGACGUGCGCUUGCUCGCCAGGUUGAUUUGACCCAGGAAAAUGAAAGAAAGGCCGAAGAACAGAAAAAAUACCAAAUGGAGAGACGGAAACAGGAGGAUGAACUUAAGCGAGUGAUGCAACAAGAAGAAAACCUAUUGCGCAAAAAGGAACAAUGGAAAAGUAGUACUUCUGCCUCUAAGAGAAAGGACAGGUCCCACACUGGGGAUGACAAUGGGGGCAACGGUGACCGGAGGAGGAAAAAAGGUGGGGGAAAGCGCAGAAAGAGGGACAAUAAAUCACGCUAUGAUUCCGAGGGUGCGGUUAUGGAUGAUCAAUAUAUGGACGAAGAUGCUAAUAUGAAUUACAAAGAUCAAGAUGAUCACGCUGACGAGAACAACCCACAGGAUCUGCUUGCUGCAGCUGGGCUUGAAGAUUCUGAUGCCGAUAAUGAUUAUGCAUCUGAACCUCCAUCAAAUGUGAAGCGACGGGGGCAUGAAUGGUCUGAAUCAGAAGAGGAAGAUGAACCAUUGCAGAAGCAGGAUGAUAUUGAGAGAAGGGAUAGUGAUGAUGGUGAAAAGCUGAAUGAGGAUGCUGGUGAUGACUUAUAGUGAGCUGCACAUAAGAUAUGUGAUCAGUGACGGACCAAGCGCCUCGAGAUGUGAAGCUUAGUGGUAAUGGCUUAAAGUGUGCUGCACAUAAGAAAUAUGAUGGCUACUCGAUUGUGGACUAAUUGAAUAGUAGGCUGGAAAGGCAAUCUCUUGUACGCUGUUGUUUCUUAGCAGUCAUGGUUAAACUCUUCUUAUUACUUUUGUUGUUAUUGUUAUUAUUCAAUUAAACUUGAAACAUGGGGGUUUUGACAUGAAUAUUAGGACUAAGUUUUAGAUAAAAAAGGGACCCUGUUUUGAGCUUCCAAAAAUGUAACUAAAUAAGCUCUAGAUCUGAAAAUUCUUAAAUGCAUAUUUAC
Messenger RNA from Cuscuta europaea, 3910 nucleotides. Lineage: Eukaryota; Viridiplantae; Streptophyta; Magnoliopsida; Solanales; Convolvulaceae. The record is from the annotation of a GenBank genome assembly.